Anneissia japonica is the source of this 528-nucleotide messenger RNA. RefSeq names its product pre-mRNA-processing factor 17-like. Gene Ontology annotation, biological process: mRNA splicing, via spliceosome. The annotation marks the transcript as partial. The transcript has 4 exons. Gene Ontology annotation, cellular component: catalytic step 2 spliceosome. Gene Ontology annotation, molecular function: protein binding; mRNA binding. NCBI's taxonomy places the organism in Eukaryota, Metazoa, Echinodermata, Crinoidea, Comatulida, Comatulidae. The record is from RefSeq and is a predicted model, not a curated record.
UGGGAUACACGAGUGAACGAGAUCGUUCAGGAGUACGAACGCCAUCUUGGUGCUGUUAACACGAUCACCUUCGUUGACCAGAAUCGAUGUUUUGUGACAAGGUCAUACAACAAAAGCAUCCGGCUUUGGGAGUGGGAUAUCCCGGUGGAUUUCAAAUAUAUUGCAGAACCAAACAUGUACCCAAUGCCUAGUGUGACAAUCAGUCCCAAUGGUAAGUGGUUAGGCUUCCAAUCAAUGGACAACCAAAUUCUAAUAUACAGUGCACAGAAUCGAUUGCAUCUUAACUGUAAGAAAAAUUUGAAAGGUCACAUUAUUGUAGGAUAUGCAUGUCAGAUAGGUUUCUCACCAGAUAUGAGCUAUGUUGUUUCUGGGGACGCAGAUGGACGGUUAAAUAUCUGGGACUGGAAGAUAACCAAACUGUUUAACAAAUUCAAAGCCCAUGAUGGCGUGUCAAUAGGCUGUAUAUGGCAUCCACACAAAACAUCCAAAGUUAUUACACGUGGAUGGGAUGGACUCAUUAAAUUAUAG